GCUAAUAAUUUUAUUCUUUUUUAAGAGCAAAAGCAUCUUCAUUUUCAGGAAAUUAUUGACAUGUGCGACUAUGCCGUUGGAUUAAGCCGGCAAUUGAAUGGAUCAAUCAUACCAUCAGAACGACCAAAUCAUAUGAUGUUGGAGGUGUGGAAUCCUCUAGGAGUAGUUGGUGUAAUUACAGCUUUCAACUUCCCAUGUGCUGUUCUUGGAUGGAAUGCCUGCAUUGCGUUGGUCUGUGGCAAUUGUGUUGUCUGGAAAGGAGCUCCCUCAACUCCAUUGAUCACCAUAGCAAUGACAAAGAUAGUGGCUGAGGUUCUUGAAAAGAAUAACUUACCAGGUGCAAUUUUCACUUCUUUCUGUGGUGGUGCUGAAAUAGGGCAAGCAAUAGCGAAAGAUACACGUAUACCACUGGUUUCGUUCACUGGAAGCUGCAAGGUGGGUCAAAGUGUUCAAAAAACAGUCAAUGAGAGAUAUGGUAAAUGCUUGCUUGAACUAAGUGGGAACAAUGCCAUAAUUGUCAUGGACGAUGCUGACAUCCAGCUCGCUGUUCGUUCGGUUUUGUUUGCGGCUGUUGGUACAGCAGGUCAACGCUGCACAACUUGUCGUAGACUGUUUCUGCAUGAGAGUAUAUACCAGGGUUUUCUGGAUCAACUCCUUGGAGUGUACAAACAAGUUAAAAUUGGGGACCCUCUAGAGAACGGUACCUUGCUAGGGCCACUACAUACCCGUGCUUCAAGAGAGAACUUUGAGAAGGGCAUCGAAAUCAUAAAAUCGCAGGGAGGAAAGAUCCUCAAUGGAGGAUCUGUGAUUGAAUCUGAAGGAAAUUUUGUGGAGCCAACAAUAAUUGAGAUUUCUCCGGAUGCAGCUGUAGUGAAAGAAGAAUUAUUUGCUCCAGUUCUUUUUGUUAUGAAAUUUCAGACUCUAAAGGAAGCAAUUGAAAUGAACAACUCUGUACCACAAGGGUUGAGUAGUUCGAUCUUCACAAGGAAACCAGAAGUGAUCUUCAAAUGGAUUGGACCACAUGGCAGUGACUGUGGUAUUGUGAAUGUGAACAUACCUACAAAUGGUGCGGAAAUUGGGGGUGCCUUUGGUGGUGAGAAGGCUACUGGUGGUGGCCGUGAAGCGGGAAGUGACAGUUGGAAACAAUAUAUGCGGCGUUCAACAUGUACAAUCAAUUACGGGAACGAGCUCCCACUGGCUCAGGGAAUAAAUUUCGGCUAAGUGUGACACAUGACGAUUGAUCAAAUCUUUCAUCGGCAACUUCUGCAAGUAAGCGAUAUGCUUUGAAUGGUGGUUCAAAAUGUAGUUGGGAAUACUUUUAUCCGAUUCCUGAAGAAUAAGAGCCAGGGGAAAUAGGCAUCAUUAUAGCCAAUUUACUCUGGGGUUGUAAAUCUUGGCCUACUACUUUGACAAUCUCUCUUUAUCAUUUAACUUAAUUUAUAGUGAGGCUGCUAUCUGUGGCUUCUUUCUCUCCCA
Messenger RNA from Macadamia integrifolia, 1476 nucleotides. RefSeq names its product aldehyde dehydrogenase family 7 member A1. The transcript is spliced from 12 exons. The record is from RefSeq and is a predicted model, not a curated record. The coding region runs from base 61 to 1221 and encodes 386 amino acids. Gene Ontology annotation, molecular function: aldehyde dehydrogenase (NAD+) activity. Lineage: Eukaryota; Viridiplantae; Streptophyta; Magnoliopsida; Proteales; Proteaceae.